Messenger RNA from Choloepus didactylus (southern two-toed sloth), 7117 nucleotides. RefSeq names its product nuclear receptor subfamily 3 group C member 1 (gene NR3C1). Gene Ontology annotation, molecular function: nuclear glucocorticoid receptor activity; steroid binding; zinc ion binding. The transcript has 9 exons. Gene Ontology annotation, biological process: nuclear receptor-mediated glucocorticoid signaling pathway; regulation of DNA-templated transcription. Lineage: Eukaryota; Metazoa; Chordata; Mammalia; Pilosa; Megalonychidae. The coding region runs from base 690 to 3023 and encodes 777 amino acids. Gene Ontology annotation, cellular component: nucleus. The record is from RefSeq and is a predicted model, not a curated record.
GCCGCCAGCUUGCAGGCGCCGUCGGGGACCGAAGUGGCGGGACCCCAGCGGAGGUCUGGGGGCGGGGGCUUCGGGCCGCUCCUGCAGUUGCUGAGCAUUGCCAACAGGUUGCACCGUUCCCCGCUGCUGCCGCUGCCGCUACUGCGCGGCCCCUCCGGCGGGGAGCGGCCGGGGGUGGAGUGGGAGCGCGAGUGUGUGCGCGCCGUGGCACCGCCUCCGCCCGCCCCCCGCUCGGUCCCGCUCGCUCACCGCGGUCGGGCGGCCCUUUCGCGUGUCCUCGCUCCCUCCCCUCUUCUCCUCCUCCAUUUUGCGAGCUCUAGUCUGUGGCUGGAGCCCGAGUCACCGCCUGCCCGUCGGGGACGGAUUCUACUAGAUUGAAGGGGACGCCGCAACCCGAGCGGCCGAAACGUAGGGGUGCGGGGAUAGGGGAACGUGCACCCGGGAGGCCAGACCUGCGAAGUCGAGAGAGGAGCAGGGGGCUGCCUUGUCAGCCGGGAAAUGGGAGACUUUCUUAAAUAGCUCCCCCCAUGGAGAAGGGGGCGGCUGUUUACUUCCUUUUUUUAGAAAAAAAUAUUUCCCUCCUCCUCCACCUCCUCCUGCUUUCACACGCUAAGUUGUUUAUCUCAGCUGCGGUAGGAGCUGCGGACGCUGGCGGGUAAAGCGGCGCCCGCCAGAGCUGAUAUUCCCUGAUGGACUCCAAAGAAACCUUACAAUCCCCCAGUAAAGAAGAAAUCUCCAGCAGUGUGCUUGGUCAGGAAAGGAGAAAUGUGAUGGACCUCUAUAAAACCCUAAGGGGAGGAGCUACUGUGAAGGUUUCUGCAUCUUCACCCUCACUGGCUGCUGCUUCUCAGUCAGACUCCAAGCAGCCAAGACAUUUGGUGGAUUUUCCAAAAGGCUCAGUAAGCAAUGCACAGCAACCCGAUCUGUCCAAAGCAGUUUCACUCUCAAUGGGAUUGUACAUGGGAGAGACAGAAACAAAAGUGAUGGGAAAUGACCUGGGAUUCCCACAGCAGGGCCAAAUCAGCCUUUCCUCUGGGGAAACAGACUUGCGGCUUCUGGAAGAAAGCAUUGCAAACCUCAGUAAGUCGACCAGUGUUCCAGAGAACCCCAAGAGUUCAGCAUCUGCCGCUGUUUCUGCUGUCCCUACAGGGGAGUUUCCAAAAAUUCACUCUGAUGUGUCUUCAGAACAACAGAAUUUGAAGAGCCAGACUGGCACCAAGGGUGGCAACGUGAAGUUGUAUACCGCAGACCAAAGCACCUUUGACAUUUUGCAGGAUUUGGAGUUUUCUUCUGGGUCCCCAGGUAAAGAGACAAAUGAAAGUCCUUGGAGAGCAGACCUCUUGAUAGAUGAAAACUGUUUGCUUUCUCCUUUGGUAGCAGAGGAUGAUCCAUUCCUUUUGGAAGGAAACCUGGCUGAGGACUGCAAGCCUCUCAUUUUACCGGAGACUAAACCUGAAAUUAAGGAUAAUGGAGAUCAGAUUUUAUCAAGCCCCAGCAGUGUGCCACUGCCCCAAGUGAAAACAGAAAAAGAAGAUUUCAUUGAACUCUGCACACCUGGGGUAAUUAAGCAGGAGAAACUGGGCCCAGUUUACUGUCAGGCAACCUUUCCUGGAGCAAAUGUAAUUGGUAAUAAAAUGUCUGCCAUUUCUGUUCAUGGUGUGAGUACCUCUGGGGGACAGAUAUACCACUAUGACAUGAAUACAUCAUCCCUUUCUCAGCAACAGGAUCAGAAGCCUAUUUUUAAUGUCAUUCCACCAAUUCCUGUUAGUUCAGAAAAAUGGAAUAGGUGCCAAGGAUCUGGAGAUGACAAUUUGACUUCCUUGGGAACUUUAAACUUCCCUGGCCGAUCGGUUUUUUCUAACGGCUAUUCAAGCCCUGGAAUGAGACCAGAUGUAAGCUCUCCUCCAUCCAGCUCCUCAACAGCAACAGGACCACCUCCCAAACUCUGCCUUGUGUGCUCUGAUGAAGCUUCGGGAUGUCAUUAUGGGGUCCUGACUUGUGGAAGCUGUAAAGUUUUCUUCAAAAGAGCAGUGGAAGGUAGACAGCACAAUUAUCUUUGUGCUGGAAGAAAUGAUUGUAUAAUUGAUAAAAUUCGAAGGAAAAACUGCCCAGCAUGCCGCUAUCGAAAAUGUCUUCAGGCUGGAAUGAACCUGGAAGCUCGAAAAACAAAGAAAAAAAUAAAAGGAAUUCAGCAGGCCACUACAGGAGUCUCACAAGAAACUUCUGAAAAUUCUGUUAACAAAACGAUAGUUCCUGCAACAUUGCCACAACUCACCCCUACCCUGGUAUCACUGUUGGAGGUCAUUGAACCUGAAGUGUUAUAUUCAGGAUAUGAUAGCUCUGUUCCAGAUUCAACCUGGCGGAUCAUGACCACACUCAACAUGUUAGGUGGGCGGCAAGUGAUUGCAGCAGUGAAAUGGGCAAAAGCUAUACCAGGAUUCAGGAACUUACACCUGGAUGACCAAAUGACCCUACUGCAAUACUCAUGGAUGUUUCUCAUGGCAUUUGCCUUGGGGUGGAGAUCAUACAGACAAUCAAGUGGAAACUUGCUGUGUUUUGCUCCUGAUCUGGUUAUUAAUGAGCAGAGAAUGACUCUACCCUGCAUGUAUGACCAAUGUAAGCAUAUGCUGUUUGUUUCCUCUGAGUUAAAGAGGCUUCAGGUAUCUUAUGAAGAGUAUCUCUGUAUGAAAACCUUACUGCUUCUCUCUUCAGUUCCUAAGGAAGGCUUAAAGAGCCAAGAGCUGUUUGAUGAAAUUAGAAUGACCUACAUCAAAGAGCUAGGAAAAGCCAUUGUCAAGAGGGAAGGAAACUCCAGUCAGAACUGGCAACGGUUUUAUCAGCUGACAAAAUUUUUGGACUCCAUGCAUGAAGUGGUUGAAAAGCUCCUUCACUAUUGCUUCCAAACAUUUUUGGAUAAAUCCAUGAGUGUUGAAUUCCCGGAGAUGUUAGCUGAAAUCAUCACCAAUCAGAUACCAAAAUAUUCAAACGGAAAUAUCAAAAAACUUCUGUUUCAUCAAAAAUGACUGCCUUAAUAAGAAAGAUUGCCUUAAAGAAAGUUGAAUUUAUAGCUUUUAUUGUACAAACUAUCAAUCUGUCCUGUAGUAGUUCUUUUGUUUUCUUUUUUCUUUCCUGUUGUCUGUGUUUUGUUUUUGUUUUGUUUUAAAUACGCACUACAUGUGGUUUACAGAGGGCCAAGACUUGGCAACAGAAGAAGUUGAGUCAUCACUUUUUAGUGACGGAAAGAGUAAAAAGUGAAAUUCAUUAGGUGAUGUAUCCUGAAACUUAGAAACAAUAAUGUGGGAGUAAUCUCUACUGUCAGAGAAGGAUAGCACCUAAACCACCAGUGCCCGAAGUCUGUGUGACAAACUUUCUGCUCAUACCUUUCACAGUUGGCUGGAUAAAAUUUUCUAGACUUUUUGUUGGUGUAUUUUCUCCUGUAUAGUUAGGAUAGCAUUCUUUUUGAUUUAUGCAUGGAAACCUGAAAACGUUUACAACUGUGUAUCAGAAAAGGGAAGUUGUGCCUUUUAUAGCUUACUGUCUGGUUUUAACAAUUUCCUUUAUAUUCAGUGAACUAUGCUUGCUCAUUUUUUCUUACAUAAUUUUUGUAUUCAGUUUGCCUGUUGUACAGCUGUUUAAGAUGGACAGCUAGUUCAUAGCUUUCCUAGGUAAACUCUAAACAUUAAUUCUGUGUGAAAAUGGGUUGGUGCUUCUAACCUGAUGGCACCUAGCUAUCAGAAGACCACAAAAAUUGACUCAGAUCUCCAGUAUUCUUGUCAAAAAAAAGCUCGUAUUUUGUAUAUAUCUGCUUCUGUGGAGAAGUAUAUAGGUUGUGCAAAUUAACAGUUAACUGGUAUAGAGCACCUGGUCCAGUGACCUGCUUGGUAUACAGUGGAUAAUGGUUACAAAGACUAGUUAAAAACAAAAACAAAACAAACAAACAAAAAACUACUAGAGGCCCUGUUUGUACCUAAUGCCCUUUCUCUGAAAUGGCUAGAUGGUUAAGAAAGUCAGUAAAUUAAUUAUCAGGACCUUUUGUAGUGGUUUGUAUAAGUUCUUAAAAGUUAUGAGUCCAGAUAACCAGCCGUAAAACACUGAGGGAUUUUUAAUCAGACACAGUAAUUCCUCUCACUAACCUUUAUCCAACAAAAAUAAAUUUCUAAUAUGGCAAAAGUGGCUACAUACCCAUUUUCACAUUCCCAUUGGUCACCAAUUGGUUUAUCUUUCCUGGUGGUACCGGAAAGCUCAGCUACUGAUUUUUGUGAUUUAGAACUGUAUGUCAGACUUCCAUGUUUGUAAAACUUCAUAUCCCUACAUGUGCCAUAGAGUUUCACCUCCUCACUAUUGAGAAUUAUCAUUUUAAACAGAUUAGAAGCUGUAGUAGCCCUUUCUGUGUGCACCUUACCAACUUCCUUUAAACUCAAAACCUAACAUAUUUACUAAGCCACAAGAAAUGUGAUUUCUAUUCAAGGUGGCCAAAUUAUUUGUGUAAUAGGAAACUGAAAAUCUAAUAUUAAACAUAUGAAACUUCUAAUAUAUUUUUAUAUUUAGUUAUAGCUUUAGAUAUAUAUCAUAUUGGUAUUCACUAAUCUGGGAAGGGAAGGGCUACUGCAGCUUUACAUGCAAUUUAUUAAAAUGAUUGUAAAAUAGAUUGUAUAGUGUAAAAUAAGAAUGAUUUUUAGAGAGAUUGUUUAUCACGCGACAUGUUAUAUAUUUUUUGUAGGGGUCAAAGAAAUGUUGAUGGAUAACCUAUAUGAUUUAUAGUGUGUGCAAGCAUUCAUUCAGGCAGCAAUGGUCUCAGAAACCAAACAGGUUUGCUUUUGGGGAAAAGGGAGAUGGAGACUGGGCCCGUGUGUAGUGAAGGCUGCUGAGGCUCCAUCUCAAGUUAGACCACAGAGGAAGUAAUCCUCUGCCUCCCAUUCUGACCACCCUCCUCAUUCCAACAGUGAGUCUGCCAGUGCAGGUUUAGUUUACUAAGUCUCCCCUUGCGCUGAAGUAUGUAAACGGGGCAGAAAGGUGGCACUUCCAUACUUAGAGGCACCAUCUUUUGGCAGGGCUGCUUUCACAUACAGCCUUUCCAACAGUUCAGGAAAACCAGUGGCUUGAAAAGUUUGGCAAUAAUACGCAUAGAGGUACCAGCAAUAUGUAAAUAGUGCAGAAUCUCAUAGGUUGCCAAUAAUACACUAAUUCCUUUCUAUCCUACAAGAAUUCAUUUCCAAAUAAAACGAGAACAUGGUUAUGUUUCCUUUGACUGCUUUUUGAAUGUUGUUAUUUUCAGUAUUUUGGAGAAGUUAUUUAAUAAUAAAAGAAAUGUAAUCAUUUGCUUUUUGAAUGCUCUCUAAAAGGGAAUGUUCCUUUUGUAAUGGUUUAAAUUGAUCUCAAAGUAUUUUAAGAUGGUCUGUAACCCAGCUGGAUGUGAAAAUUUACGGUGCCUAAGUAAUAUCACCUGAAAUUAUCAUCAAUGACAGUGUUAAGUCCCAAAAUGAGCUUCUGUAAAGUAAACUGUUAAUUUUUAGAAUGUAUAUGGUUAAAACCAGAAAGCACAUCACACAUUAAUCUUAUUUUAGUCCCAACAACCUCAGCUCUCAAAAAAAAAAAAAAAGUUCAGUGAAAAAGAUUUAUGUACUACUUCUUUGUUGUCAACAAUCAACUGACAUUCAUAAAUCGACUAUAGGAGGAUAUUCAUUACAUGGAAGAAGAGGCUGUGCCCUUUCAGAAUGUGUGGGAAAAAAAGAUAUAUAUCUUUAUUAUGUUUGAGUAUAAUUAUGGAUUUAAGUGAAAAAAGAAGAUACGGGUGCUAUUUGAAAGCAGCUUCACUUUCUGUGCAUGUGGUAUCGUGCUAUAUCAAAUCAUUAAAGUUUGUAGUAACUUCAUUGAGAGUUGGUGACAAGCCUAUGUGACUCACACAACAGAUCCUGCAAAGUAUUUUUAAACCAAUGCUGGAAAAAAGUGACCCUUUCAGUGGUUAGGCCUUACUGUGGGAUACUAUAUGAGCAGAAUUGAGGAACUAAGGACAUAAUGCUUUUUGAGUAUAUAUCUAAUUGUCUAAAAUGAUAGGAGGAAAACCUAGAAGAGCACCCCAGCACCUGCCUUCUGGGGAAAAAGCAAAUAACUUGGUGACCCAAAAAGGUAAACCAACAUGAUUAAUGUCUACGGAGACUUGGUAAUGAGCAUGUGAAGAGCUUUGGGCAUGCAUAUUAAGGGAAGCCAGCCUCAAGUCAAAAUAUUGCGGUGUAGGGUGGGAUGAGCAAUUCUAAUUUUACUUAUUAUACAACCUAUAAUCAUUAAAUUAUAUUAUUUAAGUUCCCUUUAAAUUCCCUAAAACACCAUCACUUUGGAAUGAACAUUAUUAUACAUCGAUGUAUUGAAAUGCAAGAACCAGUAGAACCUCAGUGAGAUUUCAGUCUUGGUUGGUCACCCAAAUAACUAGCUCUAGAUGAAUGUGUUUUUUAUGUGCCUGGUUUCAGAGUUGGAAGGAGAAACAGAAGUGUACGGAGGACACUUUAAGACAUUUUAGAUGGAAGUUUCAUCAUUUUCCAGACUAUUACUAGUCAGCCUGGUCCACCAAGCAUUCAUGACCAGGUUUUCAGAAAAGGAUUAGUUUCUCUCUAGAAAUUGCCUGAAAGAAGGAUUUAUUUUCUGAUGAAAGGCUAUAUGAAAAUACCCUCCUCAAAUAAUGUGCUUAACUCUACAUAUAGAUUCAAGUUUGUCAAUAUUCUAUUUUGUAUAUUAAACAAAUGCUAUAUAAUGGGGACAAAUCUAUAUUAUACUGUGUAUGGCAUUAUUAAGAAGCUUUUUCAUUAUUUUUUAUCACAGUAAUUUUAAAAUGUGUAAAAAUUAAAACCGGUGACUCCUGUUUAAAGAUAAAAGUUGUAGUUUUUUAUUCAUGCUGAAUAAUAAUCUGUAGUACAAAAAAAAAAAUGUCUUUUUACCUACGCAGUGAAAUGUCAGAUUGUAAAAUUUUGUGUGGAAAUGUUUAACUUUUAUUUUUCAUUUAAAUUUGCUGUUCUGGUAUUACAAAACCACACAUUUGUACUGAAUUGGCAGUAAAUGUUAGCUAGCCAUUUAUAGCAAUGCCAAAUAUGGAGAAACAUCAUAAUAAAAAAAAUCUGCUUUUUCA